This is a messenger RNA of Eimeria maxima, 4818 nucleotides long. RefSeq lists its product as hypothetical. The coding region runs from base 1 to 4818 and encodes 1605 amino acids. NCBI's taxonomy places the organism in Eukaryota, Apicomplexa, Conoidasida, Eucoccidiorida, Eimeriidae. The record is from RefSeq and is a predicted model, not a curated record. Gene Ontology annotation, molecular function: protein binding. The transcript is spliced from 9 exons.
AUGUUUAGGGGACAGCGUGUCUUCAAUGCCCUCAUCCUUGAGGAGGGCGAGGAGUAUUUGACGGACUGCGAGGCUUCGAUUGCUGCCUCUCACCCUGUCUCCUUUCCUGUCUCCCAUGUUUAUGAUGCUGUUGCUGCUGCUGCAGCAGCAGCAGCAGCACAUUCAGAUGCUGCUGCUGCUUACGCAGCAGACAGCAGGCACGUAAACCCCGUGCUGGCUGCUCUUAUUGGCCUGCAGACACACCGGCACCCUUCUGCUCAUCAGCAGCAGCUGCAGCAGCUCCAACAGCAGCAAGUUGAAGGUCGGCUGCGGCUGUGCAGCAAGAGUCUUAUCUUAGACCCUCACAAGCCUGCAGCAGACAUUCUUAAGUUGCUGCUGCGGCGCAUUGUAUUUAUAGCGCAACUUCCCAGCAGCAGCAGAAGCAGCCGCAGUAGCAACAGCAACAGCAGCUGGGGGUGGUACAGUCAAUCGGGUGUCACCGCACCUGCAGCAGCAGCGGGAGAGUUGAGGCUUCUGCUUGGUGUUGCAGACUUUAUGCGUGUCUCUUUAACAGUUAUUGACGGCAGAACUCGCUGCGUUUCCCCCUUUACACAGGAGGUUGCAGCAGCAGCAACAACACCAGCAACGGGGCCAGCAGCACCAGGAACAGCCCAGCCCCCCCCGUUUUCCCUACAGCAGCCGCAGCAGCAACGAGGCUCUGCAGACAGCACGAGAGUAUUUUGCUUUGUCUUGACAAUCAAUGCUGCAGCAGCAGCUGCUGCUGCUGCUGCUCCAUCGCCGGUGGGGCCCGGCAGCAGCAAAUUGCUGUUGCUGCUACUUAACCUCUGGCGCGUCUCCGCAGGCAGCAGCCCCCUCGCUAGCCUGCCGCAGGGUCCUGUCUUAACAGACGUAGAGACACUUGAAGCAAGGCAACAGCAACAUCAGGAACCUCAGCAACCCAUAAGCCCUGAGGAGUAUGCUGCUGCAGUGCAACGAGAGCUGCAACAGCACGCCCGCUUCAGCUUCUCUCAGCUGGACCACAGGGAGCAGCUGCUGCUCCCCACUAACACAGGUUUUCGGGUGUCUCGACUGCGCCCAUUGACAGCACAGCGGAUGUUGUUGUUGCUGACGCCUUCACAUUUAUAUUUAGAGUCCUCCCCUAACUUUACGAAUAAACCCCCAAAGAAAUACCCAAUUGCCGCGUUGCUGCAUGUAUGCAGACGCGUGCAUUGUCUACGCCCUAGCGGCUUAGAAUUCAUAUUUGCUGCGUGCAGCAGCGGCACCGGCAGCAGUGGUGGCAGCAGCGGCAGCGGUAGUGCCAGAAACAACGCAAGCAGCAACAUGAAUUCAGCUGCGCCCUUCGCUGCUGCUGCUGCUGGUAGUGCAGCAGCAAGUACCCAGCAUGGCCUGGGUGUCAGGAGACGCAGAGACCACAAAGUGCUGCUGCUACAGUUUGAUGACCUCACCGAGAGAGAGAAAGUUGCAUGCGCUCUGGAGCAACUCAAACCCCAACGAGGUGGCAAGAAGGUCGCCUGUCUUCCUUCCAUUACCUGCAGUUUCUCAACAGCGCAGCAGGAAGAAGCAGCAGCAACUUCUCGGCCUACCCCGUCUUCCCUUGGGUCCUUCGGAGCUGAAGUGCUGCUUGUGCUGCCUCGUGUUGUUACAACAGAUAGUACCUAUUGGGUUGUUUGUGCUGCCGCUUAUGCUGCUGCUGUGGCUGCUGCUGUCGUUGCUGCUGGCGCUGCUGCUCGCAUUGCUUCGGCGCUCAGUUGGCGCUCCUUGCUGCCUUAUCUCGUGAUAUAUAUUACUGGUUACGGAGAAGAUGACACAUCUAACCCUUUGUUGAGUCCUGCGGCUUUCCGUGACUUUAGCAAACCAAUGGGGGCUUUAAACCCUCAGCGUUUAGAGGGGCUUUUAAAGAGGAUGAAAGACAUACAGGUAGACGCCGGCGGCGGGACGAUGCCGUCAAGCUGCGAAGACGGCAUACCAGCGGCAGGACCAGCAGUAGGAGGUGGCACUGCAGGAUCAGCAGCAGCAGCAGAAGCAGAUUUAAACUACAUAUACGGCAGCCACUACAGCACACCUGCAUAUACAGUUCAUUUUCUUGUGCGGCUUCUUCCUGAGUGUCUCCUUCGGCUACACUGCGGCCGCUUCGAUUGUACACACCGCAUCUUCCGCAGCAUGCAGGGUGCAUGGGCAGGGGCGUACAGCGGCCAGUCUACAUUUGUGGAGUUGCCCCCUGAGUUUUAUUCUUUUGAUGUAUCUUUUCUUUGCAACCGCCUUGCAAUUAGACUGACGGCAAAGCCAGCAGGCACUCCGUUGUUUGCUGCUGCGGGGGCGGAAGAUCCAGCCGCAGUAGCAGCAGCAGCAGCAGCAAGCUGCACGGGAGCGCGAGCUGCAGCAGCAGCAGCAGCAGCCACCGCUGCAGCAACAGAAACUCUCGGCGACGUCGAGCUGCCAGGGUGGUGCGAAGGCGACCCUGCUUUGCUGCUGCUGUUGCAUCGAGCUGCUCUCGAGAGCAGCAACUGUAGCAGUGCGCUGCACAGGUGGAUCGACCUCAUCUUCGGCUACAAGCAGACAGGGCAGGAGGCUCGUGCUGCUAACAAUGUGUUUCAUCCUCUUACAUAUGUAGACGCUGUUGCUGCAUCAGCAACAGGCAGCUGCUGCCCCACAGGCACCCAAGCGGAUUCCUUCUCUCCUGGUCUUAGGCGGUUACUGCAGCAGCUGCCUCCUCUUGUUCGCGAUGUGCAGCUGCAGGAGUUCGGUCAGACCCCUAUUAAGCUGUUCUCCCAACCCCAUCCGAUGAGGCUUUCGUCUCCACCGUUUGACCCGUCGGAGUGGGAACUGGCCUUUGGCCGCUCAGCUCCCAGGCAUUUGCUGCAGCUGGACAGAAACCGCAGUGCUGCUGCAUCUUCAUCAACAGCAGCAGGGUACUCCAUGUGGGCAGACACCCCGUGGUAUCUCUACAUACACCACCACCCCGAGCUGCUGCCGGGUCUGCUGACGCCGACUCCGUUGCCUCCAUCAAUCCUUCCCGGUCCGCCCUCAUCAGCAGCAGAGGUUGCUGCUGCUGCUACUGCGCAGAAAUCCAGGCACCAGCAGCCGGUGCGCUUAGGGGCGGCUGCUGAGAGGGUUCCUCUCAAGUGGAGGACACCCCCGAAACCUGAAAAGGAACAGCAGCAGCUGCUGCAACUGCUGCUGGAAGGAAAUGUGCUUCCUCAGCAACAGCAGCAACAGCAGCAAGAAGACCGCCAGCAACAGCAAACUCGCACUGCUUCAGCUUGGAAUGCAGCUGCAGCCAGCCGGCUGUGGGGCCGUCAUCCCCGAAGUGUCUCCUCAGCUAACUCUCCAUGGCGCCGGUUUUCUGCUUGGCCAAGCAGCAGCAGCAGCAGCAGCAGCAGGAGCGUAGCGGUAGUUAGUGCCCCCGUGCCUUCCGGUCAGCAGCAACAGCAGCAGCGGCAGCAACAGCAGCUGGCUGUGCGUUGCCGCUGGUUAGGACUAUCGGGUGUCUCUUGCUGCAGGGGUUGGGUGGCGGUAUUGGGGAGGGACGGGCGUCUUUGCUGUUUCGACGCCCUGGAGGGUCGAUUGCUUCAGCAGCAACAGCAGCAACAGCAACAGCAGGCGUCAUUGCUCGAAGCAGCAGCAGCAGCAUGCCAGCCGAUUUCCUGCUACUGCACGGCGAUACACCGCAGAGUGGCAGACAGCGCUCUAAGCAGUGCAACCCACUUGGGUUCUUGCCGGCUGCUAGCUUUGGGGUGUACAGACGGCAGCAUUUACCUGCAGCAGUUGCCGCAGCGAGACCUGGAGUCCACAACCAUCGCCAGCAGCAGCAGCAGCAGCAGCAGCAGCAGUAGCAGCAGCAGGGGAAUGGGCUCGUACCCCGUUUCUGCUGGAGGCCGGAGGGAGAAACAGCGAGUUGUUGGCCACUUGGACUCUGUCUUGAGUUUGUGUUACCAAGGCACUGAAAGCUUUCUCGUCUCAGGAGCAGCGGAUGCGACUGUAAGGGUGUGGGGUGCAACUCCUGCUGCCUUGCUGCUGCAGCGGCUGUUUGACGAGCCUCUCUCGGAGGUCACUGCCACAGCAGCAAGCGGCUCCCUAGUCCUUGCAGGAACUGCUGCAGGGGAUUUGCUGCUUUGGGACUUGCGGUGCUCCUCUCCCUUCAUCUGGGGGGCCCCCCAAGGGGGACCCCACGAACCCAGGGGACCCAUCAGGGCAUGUGGCUUCGCCGAAGGCGGCAGAAUUACAGCACUUCUGCAUACACCGCAAGCUGCUGCUGCUCUGCGCAGGCAGGAGCAGCUUCAGCUGCAGCAAAUUGGGGUCGAGAGGCCCGGCGGGGCGGAGUUGCAGAAAAGCGCGCCCCGCGGAGGCAACGCAGCAGCAGCAGAGGCACCACCGGCAGAUCUAGCAGGUGCAACAGACGCAGCGUUUCCAAUUCAGGUAUGGGAACUUCGCGGCAGCAGCAGGAUCCCCCCACGCGGCCAUCCUGGGGCGUCUGUACAAGCCGGGUCCCCUCCAGGGGUUGUAACCUGUGGGGCCCUGGAUGCCAGUGGGCUUGCACUUCUAGCCUUUAUAGAGUCUCCUGCUGCCGCUGGUCCUGCUAGUGCUACUGCUGGGACCGUGUGCAGGGCAGGGCUGCGGCUAAUGGACUGUUUGAAGAAGGAGGAGAUUUGGUGGGCACCACUGCGUGCGGUCGGGGCCCCCCGUUACAUUUCUGUAUGGCCUGGGGCUGCUGCAGCGACUGAGGGGCUGUCUUUUGAGGGUGCUGGCGGUGGCAGCUGGGGCCCCACAGUCGUGGCUGUCGGGGAGGCGGCUGGAGCUGUUGAGGCUCUUUGGGUGUAG